CUGUUGUUGGCGGCGGUUGUGUGCCGCGAGUUAAGUUUGUUGGAGCGCAGAACGCGUACACCCUUCCACCCCGUCUCGUUAUUCUCGUCGGCGCCAUCGUCGUGUUUAGCAAGCAAAUUUUUGUUUUCUGUGCAGCAGCAGCAUUUUGUAUAUAAUCUUGUAUUUAUACAUAAAUAUUUUGAGUGUGUGUCAAAACAAAACGAAACAAAUUAGAAAAGAAUUUAGACAACAACACAAACAACAAUCGCGACUACAAAGAGGUUUUUGUGUUUAUGUAAAAUAAGUGCAGCAGCUUCCUCAACUGAGAGAGGAGUGUAAGAAACAUAAUGAUAAAUAAAAAAAUAUGUACACAAAUGAAAUUGUGUAGGCAGGCGCCACGCUGCGCAUAACAAACAACGUGAUAAAGUGAAAUAGUAAAGCUGAUGCGAAGAGAGGGAGAGAGCGAAAGGCGAGAAAAUAAAAGUCAAAUUGUGCAUUGAAUUGAACGAGAAAAGCGUCAAGGAGUUUGCAAAUAAAAAGUGCAACGAACUCUUCCAGACAGAGCCCCGAGGGCUCGACGGUGACGGUGACGGCGACGGUGCGGCAAUUGACGCGCAUCUUGACUCACCACCAGCAGCAGCAGCUGAGGAAGAGACAGCGGCCGAGGGAUUUCAGAAAGGAAGAAAAUUAGCUUUUUGUAUUACACAAUUUCUUAGACAUGCUGAUGUUCUUGACGAGUUUGAAUUUCACAAGCCAAAAGAGUUGUAACUGCGCUCAGAAACAACAACAACAGCAACAACAACAGCAACAAAAACGUCAGCCAACGCUUAUCAAGAGCCACACUUGCGCCUAUCAGUUGCAAGACCUAAGCGGUUACAAUCGCGCCCUCAUGCCACCGCUGGAGAACACAGACUUGACCCCGCUAGCCUGGCGUCAUGUCAACAACAACAGCAACAACACACAAUGUGCCUAUCACCACCACCAGCAGCAGCAGCAGGCCAAGUCGCCAAAACAUGGGCAGCAGCAGCAGCAGCUCCAACAGCAACAUCAUCAUCAGCAUCAUUACCAUCAUCACACCUGUCCGCGCCAGAGGAAAUCAACAACAAAAACGCCCCCCUGCACGCCCACUUCGACGCCCACUUCAGCGCCCUGCCAACAGCGACGAUCGCGCUCCUCCUGCUCCGCCAAGACGCGUCGCAAUAGCUCGUAUCAUUCCUAUGAUGAUCUCGACGCCUCAUCCGCGAUGGCCGCCGCGGAACGCAAAGUGGUGGCCAGUCUGAAAUAUUUGUGCGCCUGCACGGGCGCCACCCUGCGCAAUCUGUCGAAGAAGACCAAAGAUUUGCACGCCAAGAACUAUACCUACACAAAGCCCACGUGGCGCCUCUGGGGCGAGGAGACUGAGAAGAAUGCAAUUUUCACGGUGUAUCUGAAAAAGGUGCGGUACCAUCGUCCGACGCCAACGGCCAGCAACCAGGACUCCGAUGACGAAAUUUCGCACCUGGAGUGGGAGACGGUGCGAGUGAGAUUUGUGAAGGCCGCUACAUUGGCACGCCUCGUUGAGGCACUGGCCACCGAUGAUGGCGAACUUGAAUCGACAUUCAUCAAUGUCUUCCUCUCCACCUAUCGCACCUUCUCCACACCCAAGCAGGUGCUCAGUCUGCUCACGCAACGCUACGAUGCACUGCAUGAGAAGCAUCUGGAGGAGAUUGCGCAGCAACAGGAGGCUGGCGACGCUUCCUAUGAUCCACAGAUGUCGAUACACGAACAGCACAAGAAAACUCUAGUCUCGGCGUUGCAUGUGUGGCUGGACGGUUUUCCGGAGGAUUGGCAUGAAGAGAAUCUUCAACAGAUCUUGGCUUUUGCCAAGCGGCGACUGAAGAACUCCGAUUUGCACAACAAGGUGCUGAAUCGCAUGGAACGUUUGGUGCGUCAGCAGAUAUACGGAGGUGGCGCUGUCGAGAACAAUGGACUACCGCCUUGGCUCGGUGGUACUGGCGGCAUGGGCGGUGGCAAUCAGAGUCAGCUCUUGGUCUCCCCAUUUGGCUCCAACUUCGACAUCAGCGACCAAUUCAAUGGCCUCGGCUUGACGGUGUGUACGCCAAUCUAUCGGGGACCGCCGCACUUUCUGCAGGCCUUUCGCUUUCCACACGUGCCCGUGCGCCACUUUGCCGAGCAGCUGACGCGCAUGGACACGGAUUUGUUCAAACGCCUGAUUCCGCACCAGUGCCUGGGACAUACGUGGGCGAGACGCGACAGCGGCGGCUCUGAGACUGUGGUGGCAACCAUUACUCAGUUCAAUGCGGUGCUCUUUCGAGUGGUCACCAGCAUUCUCAUCGAUCGGCUAAAGCCACAGGACCGAGCGUACAACAUUUCCAUUUGGAUAGAAAUAGCUCAAGAGCUGCGCAUGUUGAAGAACUUUAGUUCGCUAAAGGCCAUCAUCUCGGCUCUAAAUUCCAAUUCCAUCUAUAGGCUCUCUAAGAUUUGGGAGUUCUUGCCAAAGGAGCGCACGGAAGUCUUUGCAGAGCUGGCACGUAUCUGUUCGGAGGACAACAAUGCCUGGACACUGCGCGAAGUACUGAAACGGGAGGGCACUGCCAAGAAUCCGGAUCCCGCUAGCGAUCAGUCAGAUCGUCAUCUGCAUAAGCUUAUACAGAACCAGUGCACGCAGACUUCGCACGGCACCAUACCCUAUCUGGGCACCUUCCUCACCGAUCUGACAAUGAUACACACGGCCAAUCCGGACUAUCUGACAGAACAGAAGCUCAUCAACUUCGAUAAGAAGCGCAAGGAGUUCGAGGUGCUGGCCCAGAUAAAGCUGCUGCAGGGCGCGGCCAACACGUACAACCUGCAUGAGGAUCCACUGUUCGAUCACUGGUUCGCAUCCAUGCCCGUGCUUAGUGAACGCGCAGCUUUUGCGCUCAGCUGUGAAUUGGAGCCGCCACAGCCAGCGCCACGUAAGUCACUCGCCUCGACCAACACCUCAUUGACCAACAAUUCGCACACGACCAACUCGACGCCAUCUGUGGGCGGCGGCGGUCAUCGUAAGACUGACUCCAUACACUCGAACUCGAGUAGUGGUGCCGGAUCCCAAUUCUACUGUGAGCUCAACAGCAGCUUCACGGGCUCCAACAGCUCUCGUCACAAUUCGCUCGAUCGCGAUGCGCCCCACGCCUCGCUCAUGUCCGCCUCGAGCAGUGUGUCCAACCUUUCCCUGGACUCGAGUAACUCAGGCGGUCGCCAAUCGGCGCACAGUAAGCUCACACACUCCCAGUCCAUGGGCAAUGGUCUGAAGAAUGCGAUUAGUAAUGGCAGUGGUUCAUCGAACGGUCAGCCACACAUCAAUGCACAGUUGGUGCAACCGGCGGGCGCCAACCCUCAGUCCGCUCCUGGCUACUACAUCAUACGAGUGACCUACGAGACGGACAACAUCGAGUCAGACGGCAUUGUGCUCUACAAAAGCAUCAUGCUGGGCAACAAUGAGCGUACUCCCCAGGUGAUACGCAAUGCAAUGCUGAAGCUGUGCCUGGACGAUGAUCCGGACCGGUAUACGCUGGCGCAGGUGUUGCCCGACAAGGAGCUGGUCAUGCCGAAGAAUGCCAAUGUCUACUAUGCGGUGAAUACGAACUACAAUCUCAACUUUAUACUGAGACCGCGAAAGGCCGAUGCCAAUGGUAGCUAGUCCACGGCUGUGCCCCUGUCCCAGUUAUGGUGCUUGGGAUACGAGGGCGAGGAGUGAUGAGUGAUGAGUGAGGAGGGAGGCGCAAAUGUAUAUAUAAAUCGAUAUAUUUCACGGCUAGACAUGACAACAAAUUUAGUUGAUAACUCUCUAAUUUAUUUAUUAAAGUUCAUUUGUGAAUCGCAGCCGAGCUCUCAGAUAUUGAACUGAUAUUGGAGCUCUGGGAUUUUUUGUUCUGCGAACGGUCAAUUAACCUGUAGAUAAAACGCAACUUUUGUAAUCUCUAUUUCCGUUAUAAGAUCCCCCAAUACGCAUAUACAUAUUUAUAGACUUACACAACUGGAAUAUUUGCUGAUAUUUAUAUAUAAAUAUAUAUGUAUGUAUACCUAUUGAUAAACGUUUGAUAUUCUGGGUCAUUGCCACCCUGUUCACAAUGUGGUACAAUAAUUUUUAUUAGAUUAGAGAACUGCGAAACAGUUUGAGGUUUACACCAAACUUAUUGACUCGUUGUAUGUACUUUAUUUUGAAAUUUGAAGAAAGAGCAACCAAGUAUUUGCAUGGAUGUUACUAUUUUUGUUUUUACUCUAAAUGUAUUAAAUACAACAAUACGAGUUGUAACUCUAUUUGGAGGGCCCAAAUUUUUGAAACGCUCUCUACAAAGCAUAGUUAGUUAAGUCUUUUGUUGUAUGUAGGAGUAUAUUAGCAGUAAACGUAAUAUUAAUUACAUAUAGUAUAUACGAGAAGUUACAUAUAAAAUAUAUGUCAGCUAUAAAUAAUAUUGCAAAAUGAAGUGAAAUACAACACAAUGAUUGUGUAAAUACAAGAAAGAUAACGAGCGAGAA
Messenger RNA from Scaptodrosophila lebanonensis, 4497 nucleotides. It is a transcript of the gene Rgl, whose product is annotated as ral guanine nucleotide dissociation stimulator-like 1. Gene Ontology annotation, biological process: positive regulation of GTPase activity; Ras protein signal transduction. The record is from RefSeq and is a predicted model, not a curated record. Lineage: Eukaryota; Metazoa; Arthropoda; Insecta; Diptera; Drosophilidae. Bases 698 to 3658 code for a protein of 986 amino acids. The transcript is spliced from 6 exons. Gene Ontology annotation, cellular component: plasma membrane. Gene Ontology annotation, molecular function: guanyl-nucleotide exchange factor activity.